Plasmodium gallinaceum is the source of this 489-nucleotide messenger RNA. It is a transcript of the gene IF3a, whose product is annotated as translation initiation factor IF-3, putative. Lineage: Eukaryota; Apicomplexa; Aconoidasida; Haemosporida; Plasmodiidae. Gene Ontology annotation, molecular function: translation initiation factor activity; ribosome binding. The transcript has 4 exons. The record is from RefSeq and is a predicted model, not a curated record. Gene Ontology annotation, biological process: ribosome disassembly; translational initiation. Bases 1 to 489 code for a protein of 162 amino acids.
AUGCUUCUUCAUUUAUUUUUUUUUUUAAUUUUUUAUGUAUUUUUCAUAUUAUUAUAUUAUAAUGGGUAUGGAUAUUGUUUUUAUCAAUCUAAAAUUAGCUAUAAAUUUUUUUAUUUAAAAGAAGCUAAUGAUGAUGCUAAAUAUUCAAAUGGAUAUGAUAGAUAUCUACAAGAAAAAAAAAUGAAACAGUUAAAGCAAAAAGUUGAAAAUAAACCAGUUAAACAAUUAAGAAUAACACCAAGAAUUGCUAUGAACGAUUUAUUAAUAAAAAUAAACUCAGCAAAACAAUUUCUAUUGAAAAGACAUAGAGUCAAAUUUAUUUUAACAUUAAAAGGAAGAGAAUACACUAAUAAAGAAAAUGUAAAUAAGAUAUUUUCAAAGAUUGCAGAAGAGUUAAAAAAUUUUGGUAUUUCUGAAACAAUACGUCAAAAUGGUAAUGUAGUGUCACAAUUAUUUAAUUUAAAAGCAAAGAGAAAAAACGAGACUUAA